AUGGACGGAGCUGCUGUGCACACGCAUGGCGCUCGGUUCUUCGAGAGCAACUUGCCGCGCGAAGAGCUCUGCACGGAGAACCUGAGUCCGUGGCUCAAGCUUCUGCCAUGCCGGUCGCACGCCGGUCUCGAGUCUCUCGGCAAGCGUCCAAGCUCUCGUUGCACCAGACGCUCACGUUCGUCAAGCGCGUCGACGACGGCUGGUCGCUCGCGUCGGCCCUCGGCGCCACGACGGCGUCCGUGUGUCUCUUGGCGACCGAGUCGUCGAUCACGACCGAGCUCGCGUCCGAGAAACCUGCGCUCGUCACGAUGCUGGCCGUGGCCAUCGAUCGCCACCGCAACAUCUACAAGCACAUCGUGCCGCUCGCCGGCCUACGCUCGGUGCACGAGCCAUGGCUCGCGACGACGCCGCCACCCGCGCCCAAGUCGUUUUGGCACUUUGCGUCCGUGCACCGAUACCUGA
Molecule: messenger RNA, 462 nt
Organism: Saprolegnia parasitica CBS 223.65
Lineage: Eukaryota; Oomycota; Saprolegniomycetes; Saprolegniales; Saprolegniaceae
Exons: 2
Coding region: 1-462 (153 amino acids)
Biological process (GO): attachment of GPI anchor to protein
Cellular component (GO): GPI-anchor transamidase complex
Source: RefSeq, a predicted model, not a curated record